Messenger RNA from Brassica rapa (field mustard), 2664 nucleotides. Its product is annotated as oleosin-B1. Gene Ontology annotation, biological process: sexual reproduction; lipid storage. Gene Ontology annotation, cellular component: extracellular region; monolayer-surrounded lipid storage body; membrane. NCBI's taxonomy places the organism in Eukaryota, Viridiplantae, Streptophyta, Magnoliopsida, Brassicales, Brassicaceae. The record is from RefSeq and is a predicted model, not a curated record.
AGCAAGUUCCCUCUCUUCUAGCCAUUCAAAAUAGUGAGAAUGGGGUUGUUGAAGAAAAAACACCCGAAACAUUCAAAGCCGACGUUGAGGGGUUUCUUAACGGCGGUUUUAGCUACACAUGCUGCAGUAUUCCUCUUGGUUCUUGCCGGUUUAUCUCUCUCUGGCACAGCCGUGGCAUUUAUCGCCACUAUGCCGCUAUUCGUCGUAUUUAGUCCGGUUCUCGUACCAGCGGGUAUUACCACUGGUUUGCUAGCUAUGGGUUUAGCCGCCUCGGGUGGCUCCGGUUUGACGGCCCUCAGCAUCAUCUCGUGGCUCUACAAUCAAUUAUAUGUAGGAAAUUUACGGUUAAGGAGCUGCCCAAACAUCAGGUCUAACGCUCGUCACAGGAUCACCAGACGACCGUGAAUCGCAUUGAAUAAAUGAAAAGAAGCCAUGGGCAUAGACAAAUGAUGGUGAACAAAAAAAAGGCAUAGACAAAUGAUGAUAUGAAAAAAUUGAUAUACAGUUAUAUAAUUUCACAAAUUAAAUCUAGUUAACCCAAAAUUUUUAAAAUAUUAACUGUUACGUGGGGAUGGAACUCAAGUUUUCAAAUAGCAUCUUAUCAAUGUAUGCCGUGGUCAGGGCCGACCAUAGACCAUGAUAGGUAAAACAUUCGCAACAGACUCUUAAAAUUUUUGAAAAAAAUGACAUACAAAUAGAUCCCCAAAUAUAUAAAAAACUUUUAGGUCCCCAAAUAUGUAAAAUAAUUUUAUGUCCCCAAAUAUGUAAAACAAUUUACAUAGACUCAACCAUAUACCCCAAAAUCUCAGGACCGGCCUUGGUUGUGGUACAUAAUAAUGACUAAUGCAUGUGUAUUUGUUAUCUACUGCUAUACUCUCCUCUCUACAACUAUACAAGUAUCGUAUUUUAUAUCUAAUAGUAUAUCAUUUUGAAAACGAAAUAAUGUCAUUGAUUUUGACCUUUAGACCAGUAUUUUGAGUUUUUGCGCAAUGUUAUCCAGCAUAUCAACGUUUUUUUUAAACGUAUCCACUUUAUCAUUCGAGUUCUUGUUUUUUACCAAGCUAUCAAAUGAGACAAUCUUUUCAGAUUCUCUCAGGAUGAUCAAGCUUGAGAGAAAGAGAUUGUGUAUAGUGUCUUCAUUAGUGUAAACGAGGAAGAAGAGUUAGCUUAAAUACAAUUGUGAAUCAUGUCAACUAUUAAACCAACUACUUAACCAUAUUAAACCAUCUAAAUCAACUAUAUACACUCUAAUACAUCUAAAGUUACAAGUUAAUUUGUGGCCCAUUUAAUACAACAUCUUAGCUGAUCAAACAAGCUUGCUCGUUCGUUCUCCUACGGUACGGGCCAUUAAUGUUGUUGUUUUGCAAGAAGCGGACACCCGUGAGACGACACCCGUGGGUGUCUUAGCUGAUCAAACAACUAUAUACAUUCUUUUUCAAAUUAAUCGACUAACUGGUAAUUUUAUUUUUCAAAUUAAAAUUAUCAAACAUCUAAUAUGUCUAGGGAUAAGAAUUUAGUACUUAUAAUAAGAGGUUACAUUUCUGUUGUAAUAUUCUUUUAUGCUGUAAAAGGAAAUAGUUGCGGACUACUUUACAAGCCCUAUCUAAUUAAUGGAAGAUCUUGGGAUUGAAUAUACUCGGAACUUAUAUGUAAGGUGCUUAUGUUUUUUUUUUCGUUCGACAAGACUCCAAUUCUAGUCUUCCAAAAUAUACUAUCAUUCAAACAUUAAGCCACUAUGAAUUAGUAUAUUUAUUUAUUGUAUAGGCGAUAAAAGAAAACAAGGAAAAGGUCAGAUAAACGUGAUCAUAUAACACACAAACAGAUUAAACCGUAUAAUAAAAGUGGCGUGACGUAACGCGUUUCCAUUAGUACUCACUUCGUUUUGCAUGUAAGCAUGAAUGUGUACCGUACCGUUCACGUAGACUUCCACAAAGUUCUUCAUAAAAUCCCCUUUUCUUCCCACCAACAAACCACAACCAUUCAAUUACAUAUCUCCGCCGGUUAUCAAAAGAUGUUUGAGAUUAUUCAGGCGGCUAUCACCGGUGGGGCUGCAUUAGCUCUCUUGGUACUCGCCGGUAUAACCCUUGGCGGCUCAGCCGUGGGAUUAGCCGUAACGACGCCGCUUUUUGUCAUUUUCAGUCCGAUUCUCGUGCCAGCAACUAUAGCCACCGCUUUUCUAGCUACGGGUUUCACGGCCUCCGGCUCCAUCGGUGCCAUGGCUAUCACCAUCUUCAUGUGGCUCUUCAAGAAAAUAACGGGGAAGAACCCGCCAAAAAUUCCAUUUUUGACCCCAAAAAAUCCAACUACGGAAGGGGGAGAAAAGGAGGAUAAAAAAAAAGGAAAAGGAAAAAAAGGAUGAGUAGGCCCUUUCGUACUAUGGGAUGAUAUAUGGAGGAACUUGAUGAUACUUAGUUAUUUUGGGGUUGCUUAAAUAAAACCAAAGUUUAUCCAUUUUCUCUUUAAUUAAAUACUACGUACUGAUUAUUUCAGAUACUGUUCUCUUGAUGUAUAUGGUGUUAGGAAAUUACAAUACAUGUACUCGAUUGUGGUGUAUAUUCUAAAAGAAUGAAGUGAUAUCAUUGAGAUUACCAUAGAUGAUUGUUAGCAAGUUGUAUUACUGAGUCAUUCGAAUAAAGCAAUUAAGCAAGCAUGCUUGUUUCUAAC